UAAUUCUCCGUGAAUUGUAGCUUCUUUGAAGUUACAGACACAUAUUAUACUUGAAUCCAAAAGAAGAGCGAUAAAACUAGAAGCUCUAUCUCCGUAUCCAUGGCUGCAAAGACUUACUUCAACACCGCCUCACUCUUCAACAUUAUGUUCCUCUUCUCUUUACUCUCUUUGGUGGUGGGGCAUGAAACAGUGGAAUUGGAGCAGUACCCGUUGGUUGUGAGCACGUGGCCGUUCGUUGAAGCUGUCAGAGCUGCGUGGAGGGCUGUUGAUGGUGGCUUUUCAGCUGUGGAUUCCGUGGUUGAAGGAUGCUCUGCUUGUGAGGUGCUGAGAUGUGAUGGAACAGUUGGUCCGGGCGGCAGUCCAGAUGAGAAUGGAGAAACUACAAUUGAUGCUUUGGUCAUGGAUGGGGUGACAAUGGAAGUUGGAGCUGUUGCAGCCAUGAGAUAUGUAAAGGAUGGAAUCAAGGCUGCCAGGUUAGUGAUGCAACAUACUGAACACACUUUGCUGGUAGGAGAGAAGGCAUCAGAAUUUGCUAUUUCAAUGGGUCUUCCAGGACCUGCAAACUUGAGUUCACCAGAAUCUAUGGAGAAGUGGGUCAAAUGGAAAGAUAGUCGCUGCCAGCCAAAUUUCAGGAAAAAUGUAUUACCUGAAAAUAGUUGUGGUCCUUACCGUCCAACAAAUUACCUGGGGGAUCCUGAUGAAACAUGCUUCAGUGCUGGUCAGAUGCUAGCAAGUAACUCUGGAUUACUUCGUGUUGGCCGUCAUAGCCAUGAUACUAUAUCAAUGGCUGUUAUUGAUAGGAUGGGACACAUUGCAGUUGGCACAUCAACUAAUGGGGCAACAUUCAAGAUUCCUGGCAGGGUAGGUGAUGGUCCCAUAGCUGGAUCCUCAGCAUAUGCUGUUGAUGAAGUUGGUGCAUGUUGUGCUACUGGGGAUGGUGACAUUAUGAUGCGCUUCCUUCCAUGCUAUCAAGUUGUGGAAAGUAUGAGGUUGGGAAUGGAACCCAAACUUGCUGCUAAAGACGCAAUGGCACGAAUAGCACGAAAAUUUCCCAAUUUUUUGGGAGCCGUUGUUGCCCUCAAUAGAAAGGGGGAACAUGCUGGUGCCUGCCAUGGUUGGACAUUUAAAUACUCAGUUAGGAGCCCUGCAAUGAAAGACGUGGAAGUUUUUACUGUGCUACCCUGAGAAAGACUGUUGAAGAAAUGAGUGUCUUCGAACAAUUAGAUUCAUAUCAGCAUGCAAAUUUUGCUGGUUGAGGAAAAUUGAUGCCUCGUAAAUGUAAAUGUGCUUAAAUCGUCACGACUAAGCUGAGCAAUUAAUGUUGAUUGUACCAGAUUGUUUACAAUAUCAAAUGAUUGCAUGAAGAUUUCAGACUACAGGAUUUCAAUGUUGUCUGCCUAAGAAGUUAGAAGAAUAAGUCUUGCAACAUGUUAAUGUUAUUGUGAUAAUGCACAACGGAUAAAGAGAGUGCUUGAAUAGUUGAAUUAAAUGUGCGUGGACAUGUCUCCCAUCA
Cajanus cajan (pigeon pea) is the source of this 1513-nucleotide messenger RNA. Its product is annotated as putative isoaspartyl peptidase/L-asparaginase 3. Gene Ontology annotation, molecular function: N4-(beta-N-acetylglucosaminyl)-L-asparaginase activity. The record is from RefSeq and is a predicted model, not a curated record. Gene Ontology annotation, cellular component: cytoplasm. NCBI's taxonomy places the organism in Eukaryota, Viridiplantae, Streptophyta, Magnoliopsida, Fabales, Fabaceae. Gene Ontology annotation, biological process: protein deglycosylation.